ACACAUACCCACACUAAGAAGACAGUCCGCAUUUGCUGCCACAUUCACACAGACACCGAAACCUGCAACUUUUAUUUUAUCGACAACAUCUACAACACUGGAAACGAAAGAUUAAAAAAAGAGAAAGAAGAAACUAAAGAAAAUGGAAUAUGGCAAUAAUACUUAACUAGGAGACAGUUAUUUAUAAUGUUCUAAGAAAGUAUUCUAAAUUAGAAGAAGCUUCUUUCUCGUGGGAUUCUUCUUUCUUGGGAACUGGGACAGCUGGUCUCGGAAAGGAGAGCAGGCUGAAUUCAGACCAAGAUGCUACAGUGGGGAAGAUCUGUAAUUUAAACAGUUAAAUAAGUUAACAGAUGGAAGAAGCACCUCGUGCGUUCACACACAGCCUCCAGCCUACUGUAACAUCCAGAGGCUCUCCUGUGGACCGAGAGUCCACUUACUGACCGCAGUUAGCCCAGAAGAUGACCGAGAUGGACUACAAAUACACUUUACUCAACGUGGAUUCAGAGGACUGCCAGAAGAGGCCUGCCUUGUUCCAUGUGGAUAACAACAACCAGAUGAAUUUGUUUGCAGUUCUAGAAGUCAAGAGGGACAUAAAUCGAAUAUGGGGUGGGCUGCCUAGUUUCAGGAAAGCAAAAGUGUACAGUAUUGGGUUGGGGCUGACUGUGAUGUCUCUGGUGAUGGUUUCAUACAUACUCACCGGAGACGAGAAGGGUUUCUUGAUUACACCUUCGCCGUACCAAUAUAGCACCUUAAAUAGCCCAGGCUUAUUGAACAGUCACAAGACUAACCUGUCUUUCCCUUUCAAUCUGUCAUCUGUAAGGGAUUGCACCAACAUGAAAUUAGUUAUAAAAACAAUAACAUCAAACAUAAAGUUUAGCACCAGGCAGCUGCCAGAUUUAAAGGACCUUAUAAAAUAUGAGCAACAUAUGUUUUCAAUCGUUCCAUCCACAUUCCUUCCAAAUAUUAAAAACCCAUGUUGGUACGAAGAAUACACAGGGAAUGUCACUGCUGAUCCUUAUGGGACCAACUUGUAUGCACUUUAUUCAAAGCGCUUUCGAACUGUGUUUGAUUACCUGAGAAAUGCUUUCCGGGAACACUUGUACCGUCAAGGAAACAAGUACUAUCGUUUUCGCUGUCUGCCCUACUUCUACAUUAUAGGGCAACCGAAAUGUGGAACCACAGACCUUUACGACCGGCUGAGAUUGCAUCCAGACGUUAGGUUUACCACUUUCAAAGAGCCGCAUUGGUGGACCAGGAAACGAUUUGGUAUAAUUCGCUUGAGUGAGGGGUUCCAUGCCAGGUACCCAGUGGAGGACUACCUGGAUCUGUUUGAUCUAGCAGCCUAUCAGAUUCAGGAUCACUUGCAGCUCAAUUCAUCCAGAAGCCAGCACAAACACAACAUCAUUAUUGGUGAGGCAAGCGCUUCUACAUUGUGGGAUAACAAUGCAUGGGUCUAUUUCUAUGAAAAUGCAACUGCCGAAGGGGAACCACCAUUUUUAAUCCAGGACUUUAUUCACGCUGUUCAGCCAAAUGCCAAGUUUAUAGUCAUGCUCAGGGACCCCGUGGAGAGGCUGUACUCGGAUUACCUUUACUUUGGGAUCGCCAACAAAUCGGCAGAUGAUUUCCACGAGAAAGUGUUCGAGUCCCUGCAGCUAUUUGAAAGCUGCAUCUUGGAGUACUCAAUGAAAUCCUGUGUGUACAACACCACCCUCAACAAUGCCAUGCCUGUGAGAUUGCAAGUUGGACUGUACAUUGUUUAUAUACUGGACUGGCUGACUGUAUUUGACAGAAACCAAAUGUUAGUGCUUCGUCUGGAAGAUCAUGCCACCAAUCGUAAAUACACUAUGCACAAAGUGUUUGACUUUCUCAGCUUAGGGCCUCUGACUGAGCAAAAGGAGGCAGAAAUUACAAAAAGCCCAGCAUCUAAUACCAGAAGACAAGCAGAUAAAAAUCUGGGGCCAAUGUUACCUGCAACGAGGGAGAUUCUCAAAGACUUCUACACUCCUUUCAAUGCCAAACUGGCUCAAGAGUUUAAGGAUGACUCUUUCCUCUGGGAGAAAAAAUCCAAGUUCAUGUAAAAACUGUUUGUACAGAAAGCAAAUGCUGAUCAUUUAAACAAAAAAUUCUAGUAUCAUUAGUUUUGCGAUUUUUAUUUGUUUUGUUUAUAACAUAACACCAACCCAAACUGCGCUACAGGGAAUCCUUUGACUACUAUUUCAGUUCUCCAAGUUGUACAAAAAUAAAGGCACAUUAUACUUAUGUGGGUUCAUUUUUUGAAUCUGCCGUAUACAUGAUUUUCAUUAAAGCCGGGAAAAAAACAUUUGUUAAAA
Molecule: messenger RNA, 2330 nt
Organism: Polyodon spathula (Mississippi paddlefish)
Lineage: Eukaryota; Metazoa; Chordata; Actinopteri; Acipenseriformes; Polyodontidae
Product: carbohydrate sulfotransferase 15-like
Exons: 8
Coding region: 459-2078 (539 amino acids)
Biological process (GO): hexose biosynthetic process
Molecular function (GO): N-acetylgalactosamine 4-sulfate 6-O-sulfotransferase activity
Source: RefSeq, a predicted model, not a curated record